Spea bombifrons (plains spadefoot toad) is the source of this 667-nucleotide messenger RNA. RefSeq names its product heat shock protein beta-11-like. Bases 24 to 605 code for a protein of 193 amino acids. Gene Ontology annotation, biological process: response to heat; protein refolding. NCBI's taxonomy places the organism in Eukaryota, Metazoa, Chordata, Amphibia, Anura, Pelobatidae. Gene Ontology annotation, molecular function: protein folding chaperone. The transcript has a single exon. The record is from RefSeq and is a predicted model, not a curated record.
GAUCACGCUGAAAGUCCGAGAGCAUGCUGUGCCUUCACCUCUCCGGGAAUCAUACCCCCAGCAUACUGAAUCCUCUGUGGCCGACGUCUAGAGAUGUCUUUGCUCGUUUGGAACAGGAUAUGGUCAGGAGAGUGGAAGAUAUCAAAGAAAACAUGAAGCUUAUGGACCGCUUCCACCAGCAGCUUCUGCAGGAGAUGACAAUUAAACAUAACAAAUCCCUGCCUGUCCUAAGUGCCGGCAACACCACGUCCGGUGACGGGGGUUUCGCUCUAUGCCUGGGAGUGAAGGAUUUUUUGCCCAAAGAGCUAACGGUAAAAGUAUUGGGAAGAAAGCUGUUGGUGACGGGCGCAAAGGAAUCUAAAUGUGAAGAUGGGAAAGGUUCCUUUUCUUACAAGUGCCAGAUCUUCAGGAAAGAAGCAGAUCUGCCUGAUGAUGUUAGAGCAGAGGAGUUGAGUUGUAUCGUUACCACUGAUGGCCAGCUGCAUGUAGAAGCCCCGAGAGCCACCCAAGCCGCUGGGAAGGAAAGGACCGUGCCCAUCCAGCUACCCGCAACCUCCGAGGCCAAGAAGCUGAACGCAGAGAACAACGCAAGCUCAAAACCUUAAUUUCUCACUUUUAGAUGAUCAUGUCACAAAAACCAUGACUAUUUAUUAAUAAAUGCUUUUAA